Molecule: messenger RNA, 396 nt
Organism: Malassezia pachydermatis
Lineage: Eukaryota; Fungi; Basidiomycota; Malasseziomycetes; Malasseziales; Malasseziaceae
Exons: 3
Coding region: 1-396 (131 amino acids)
Biological process (GO): vacuolar protein processing
Cellular component (GO): intracellular membrane-bounded organelle
Source: RefSeq, a predicted model, not a curated record
AUGGCGUUGUACGCCGUGUCGGAAGGCGUGGCGGCAGCUUUGGGCAUGCAGCUUUGGACCAUGUCUCGUCGUGGUGAGGACUUGUCACAAGCAGGACUGACUGCCUAUAUGUUUGACGUGAUUUACAUCACAUGGUUUGUGCACAUUACAACGGCGCUGUUGUCGCGCUACUUCUGGUGGACGUUUGCCUUGAUCCCCAUGUAUGCGUUGUAUCUCUUUUAUGCCAAGAUUUUGGAGCCAUUUGUGCUACGGGGUCGACGUAUGAAUCGUACGGCAGUCGCGGCACCGUCCAAGCAGGCAACUGACUCCACCACGGAGCCGGGUCUCAGUAAGCGUCAGGCCAAGUUGCAGGCGCGCCAAAAGCGAGGAACGCGUGUCCAAAUGCGCCGUGGCUAG